AAUCCAUGUGAAGAAGAAGAAGAACGUGUUGUCAGAAAACUUGAACGCGUGUGUUUCGCCCUCAUUGAUAUAAUAAUACAACGUGUCUUGUUUGUAAAGUAAUUUCUAGCCGCUGUCUGGCUGCCCAGAAACACUCUGCACCAAGAAGAUACAGUUACUCUUUUCUUUCUUUCAAGCUGGCGAAGGAACCUGAAUCUCACCGUUUAUAAUGUCUCAGGCCACCAAACGGAAACACGUUGUCCAGGAGGUUCUUGGAGACUUUGUCACACCCACAGAAAGCCAGCAGAUCGUGAAGGUCAUCAGUAGCCGGGGUAAUAACCUCCAUGAAGCUGUCACUGCCCAGGGGGAGACUUUCCUGGUGAGCAUGCCCACCAAGUUCCGCAAAAACAUCUGGAUCAAGAGAGGUGACUAUGUCAUUGUGGAUCCCAUCGAGGAAGGAGAGAAGGUGAAGGCAGAGAUCAGCUUCAUUCUUUACAAAGAUCACAUUCAGUACCUGCAAAAACAACAGCACUGGCCAGAGGGGUUUAUGGAGGAGCCACUGGAGCAGGAGAACCAGCAUGCAAACAAUCAGCAGGAAAAGGAAGAGGAGAAGAAAGAUGAGGAAGAGGAAGUUAGCGACUCUGAAGAUGACGAGAGCGACCUUUUCGUAAACACCAACCGCUGUAACUACCAGUACAGCGAGAGUGAGGACGAGGAGGACAGUGAGGAAGAAGAUGAUAGCAAAGAGGGAAGGACAGAGAAUGGUUCCUAGUGGCAGCGCUGAGGACACGGACAAUCGAGAGUGACAGCUGUGUGAGUGCUGCCAUUACCGCUGACUGAUUUGAAAGGACAGUCCUCGUGCAACAGCUCCCUCGGCAGGUCUUGCAGCCUGUUGUCUGUUGCGUGUGUAGAAUGAUUGAUUGAGGAGUGCAGGGCGUGGUGAGGAUUUAAACAAUUUUUCAGUUUUGCUGCUCCUCUGAAGGGUAUUGUUGUAGUGACCUGAACUGGUACCACCCUUUACAGAGUAGUGCUAACUGUGUUGAUUUGAUUUCCAAAUGAAUACUGCUGAUAGCCUAUGUAAUUCAAUUGGUCUCAAGCACCAAAAUAUGUUUUAUUUUUUAUUAAAUGCUCUAGUUUCAGCUGA
Molecule: messenger RNA, 1123 nt
Organism: Micropterus dolomieu (smallmouth bass)
Lineage: Eukaryota; Metazoa; Chordata; Actinopteri; Centrarchiformes; Centrarchidae
Gene: eif1ad
Product: eukaryotic translation initiation factor 1A domain containing
Exons: 5
Coding region: 209-751 (180 amino acids)
Biological process (GO): translational initiation
Cellular component (GO): nucleus
Molecular function (GO): RNA binding; translation initiation factor activity
Source: RefSeq, a predicted model, not a curated record